UCGCUUUUCACUUUGUGUUCUGUAAGUGAUUGACAGUCUGGCCAGAUGGCUAGGAUCUUUGGGGUGUCAGUGUUUGACAAUGAAAUAGACAUCUAGCAAAUCAAGGACCAUAAUGGUUUUUCCUGCAUCUGACAGAUAUAUCCAAGAAAAAGGACUUUGCUCCUGAACGUCUUGUGCUGUCUAAAUACAGUAUGGGGUUACAUGUACGACUCAAAGUCAUCAUGUCUUUGAAAUGUGGCCGUCUCUUCACACUUUUGCUCUUUAUUCUGCCUGUCACAGGAAUCAAAGACGGAAGAAGGGAAAACCCAUUAGAGACCCUUCAAGCUAUCAACUUAACAAACAUGUCAAACCCAUCAAAGCAGAAUUCAGGGGUCAGAUCUUUAUUUGAAAUGGAACGACAUCGAAUCAAGAGGUCAGAAUUCUUCCACUCAGAGGUGAAAGUUUGUCCACAGGAGACGGUGAGAGAGGUCAUAGCAAGCCAUAAAGCAUACUACACACUUAGAGUUUGUCAGGAGGCAGUGUGGGAGGCAUUCCGGAUCUUUCUAGACAGAAUUCCCAGCAGCUCAGAAUAUCAGAAAUGGGUCCAGGCAUGUCAGCAUGAGUCACUGUGCAUCUCUGAUCUUGCUAUGAACUUCAGCAAUUCUCAGGAACAUAUUGAUAUGGUCUACAGGAGGGUUAAUCUGAAUAAUGAGAAAUUGCUAGAACGAAAAGUAACUGAAAAGCCAGCAACAGAUGAAACGCAAGGAAUGGAAGGUCCAGUGGAAGUUCUGACUAAAGCAGCCGUAGAUGACUCUGUUCCCACAGCCGAAUCUACUACUGUCAGCACUACAACACACACCUCCACUGCCUCACAGGAGUUGGACCUUCAGAACGUGGUUCCAGAAACUCCCGUUCAUCAGGUGAUAGAGUUUAGCGUUACACUGAUGGACUCUGGGUACCAAGAGAUACUGAGAGACAAAGAUUCACCUCAGUAUCAUGACCUAUCACUACAUCUCCAAGAUCAGAUGCAACAUGUUUUGGAUGGCCUACCUGGAUUUAUGGAUGUCCAAGUGUUAAGAAUUAGUGAGACAGAACCAUAUGAAGGGGCUGGAGGAAUAUCAGUGGUCUACACAGUGGUUUUUGAGACUACUGUACUUAACGUUGCUGAUGAAAGUUUAAACACUGGCACAGUGGUUUCAUCUACAGGACCAAGUCUGAAGGAUACAAUAGUUAAAGCACUGAUUGAAAAGUCAUCUCUUCUUGAUCUUGAUUCGCUGACCUUUGAGACAGGAAAAGACCAAUCCUCAACCAGAACGCCUGUUUUUGAGGUAUCUGAAGACAUUACAGCUAAGCCCUUUGAUGAAGACUCAUAUGAUGACGUCAGUUUUACAACAAAAGAAACAGUGGUUGAAGUUCAUUUUUCAUCAGAUGUUGAUCAGAAUGCUCUGGAUACAAUUUUGGAUCAAACAACUGCUGCAGAGUUAGCCAUCACCACAACCCAUAACCCAACACAACCAAUAACUGAACCUGAAAAUGGGGCUGUCAUCAUACACCUGCUAGAAACUAUUCAAGGUGAAACUGGCGAGCUCAUAAUAGACAUUUUACCUGUUCCACCUGUAGAGGAAGCUCCAAGUGUGGAUGAAAGCAAAUCAUUAGUCAUUGUUGAUGAAGACAAGAAUCCGGCUCCAUCAUCUUCACAUGAUGUCUCAACAUUAUACCCAAGCGACGAACUGCCUGGAAAUACAGAGAAACCUUCAUUAGAUAGUGACUUUAAUUUCAACACAAUUCCAGAGGAUGACAUCAUAGUAACUACCACCCACAUUUUGUUCACCACCGCAACAACGUUUAGUCCAAGGUCUGACGAACCAAAGUUGCCUGUCACUACUGACUUUGCCAUCACCUUACAACCUUCAACUGAACCAAUUGAUCCAAUAACCGAAGUAACAGAUUCUAAUGAAAUUCUAGAUGUGAUUCAACCAGUAGACACUAGGACAGUAGUAAGGGAGGAAGAGGACACUGAAGUAUUAACAACUGAACCAGAGGAAAAUGCUAAGACUGAGGUUGAUAUACCUGAGGUUGUGACAAUAGAGUCUGUAGCAGUAAUUGGAUCUGAGGAAGAUACUAAGGUACUGCAAGAAACUGUGGCUUUAGAAGAUCAGGUAUUAAGACCUGAAGAAGUGACUAUUGUAACAGAACUUCAAGCUGAGUAUGAUACAUUAGAACCUGAGGGAACAGUUGAGGUAGCAGGAUCAGAGAAAGAUGAGGUUGGAAAAUCAAGCGAACAAGAUGAGGUAGCAGGACAAGAGGAAAAGGAUGUGGUAGCAAAACCAGACAAAAAAGUAGUUAAAGAAGAAUCAAAAGUAGAAGUUAAGGAACAUAGCACUGACAAAGAAGUGAAAGUGGAACAAAAGGAGGAUGUUCAGGUAACAGAACUAGGAACCAUAGUAGAGGAAGUACGACCUGAAGAGGAACCUCGUUUAAUAGAAAUUAAAGAAGAAGAGGGUGAGGUGGUGGAACCUCAGAAAGAGGCUGAUGUAUCAGAAACUGCUGAGGUAACAGAAUAUGGAAAAGACAUCAAAAUUGAUGAUUCUGAUGUGGAGAUCGCAAGUGAAGUCCCUGAACCUACUAAAGGACCAACAGAACAUCCUGCAGAGAUGAUUAAGAUUAAACCACCAGAGUCCUCUGUAACAGAAAUUUACCUUGUUGAGCACAUGGACAAUUACCAGCCUGAAGAAACUGGUAAUUUGCCCUUUGUGCCAGUUGAUGAUGUUCAACCAGGGAUAGACUUUAGUAAACCUGAACAUGUGGAAGACACUGGCCUUGAGGACCAACUCUCCAAAACUGAGGUUGAGGAAUUUCCUGAGAUUUCAGAUAUGGUUACAGAGGACAAGACCACAGAACCAGAAGAGACUGUGACUGAUGUUCAUCCUACUGAGUCUCUACCUGAAAUUAUCAUAGAAUCAGCCUCGAAGAAAGAUGAAGACUUACUAUUUGUUAUUGCCAAAAAGAAGGAGCCAGAACUCAUAGUGAUGGAGGAAGACACUAAGGCAGAGGAUGUCCCUAUAGAACAUGAGAAAGGGACUGCAUCACUACCCAUGGAGGAGACCACAUCACUACCUGUGGAGGAAACUGCUUCCCUGCCUAUGGAGGAGACUGCAUUAGUGCCUAUGGAGGAGACUCCAUCAUUACCUGUGGAGGAAACUGCUUCCCUGCCUAUGAAGGAGACUGCAUUACUACCUAUGGAGGAAACUACAUCAUUACCUGUGGAGGAAACUGCUUCACUGCCUAUGGAGGUGACUGCAUCACUACCUGUGGAGGUGACUGCAUUAUUACCUAUGGAGGAGACCCCAUCAUUAACUGUUGUGGAAACUGCAAAAUCACCUGUGGAGGAAACUGCUUCACUGCCUGUGGAGGUGACUGCAUCAUUACCUGUGGAGGAGACUGCAUCAUUACUUGUGGAAGUGACUGCAUCACUACCUAUGGAUGAAACUGCUUCACUGCCUAUGGAGGAGAAUGUUUCAGUACCUAUGGAUGUGACUGCAUUAUUACCUAUUGAGGAGACUAUUUCACUACCUGAGGAGGAGACUGCAUCAUUACCACUUGCAACUGAUUCUCCCUUGACAACUAUGUCCGCAGACCUUGGACCUUUUGAAGUAGUUUUAAUAGAUACACCUGUCAUUACUUCAACACCUGUGGAAGAGGAUUCUGAUUCGCCAACUGAAAGAGUGGAAUCACCUGUUGUCCAGGACACUGUACUUAAGGAGUUAGAAGUUGUAAGAGUUCAGAAGGUGGAAAUUGAGGACCCCUCAAUUAAUUCAAAAGUUCUAGCCACUGAGUUAGACCAAAUGGAUGUAGUAAGUACAGAGACCAUUGACUUGUUGAGUUAUGAUGGUGGAUAUUCUUUUCCAAAUGAAGGACAUCCAUUGCAGACAACACAUGCACCAUCACUGAAGUACUUGACAACUCCCUCAAUGACCACAGCUACCAAAGGCAAAGAGCUAGUAGUGUUUUUCAGUUUGCGUGUUACAAACGUGAUGUUCUCAGAAGAUCUUUUCAAUAAGAGCUCAGCAGAAUAUAGAUCACUGGAAAACAGAUUUGUGGAACUGCUACUCCCGUACCUACAGUACAACCUAACAGGCUUUAAGCAGUUAGAAAUCCUAAACUUCAGAAAUGGAAGCGUGGUGGUCAACAGCAAGAUGAAAUUUGCCAAGUCUGUGCCGUAUAACAUUACUCAGGCUGUCCAAGGAGUCUUGGAGGACUUCUGUGAUGCUGCGGCCCAGCGUCUGGACAUAAAGAUUGAUAGCCAUUCCUUAGAUAUAGAACCAGCUGAUGAAGCGGAUCCUUGCAAGUUUUUUGCCUGCAAUGAGUUUUCCAAAUGUGUGGUGAACCGGUGGACAAAGGAAGCUCAAUGUAUGUGUGAGCCCGGCUACGUAACGCUGAAUGGACUGCCAUGUCAAAGUCUCUGUGUUGUCCAGCCUGAUUUCUGUCUGAAUGGAGGAAAGUGUGAGAUUUUACCAGGGCAUGGUGCUGCUUGCAGAUGUCCUGUAGGUAAAUUCUGGCACUUUAUCGGGGAGAGAUGUGCAGAACUGGUCUUGCUGCCUCUAGACCCUUUUCUUUCCCUAGUUUGCCUAGCGGGGGCGCUCGCCUUUCUUUAUGCCAUAAUUUCUCUCAUGUUAUCUAUGUGCAGGAAAUGUGUACGGACCAGAAAGACACUAACUCUAGUAGACAGACAGCAGUCCACCAUACCAGGACUGAUGAGUUAAUCACUGAAGAUUCACAUGUUAUAAUACCUGGCUGUCUGUGAGAGCUGGGAUGAUGCAUUUUAUGUUUUCCUCCAAUGAUGCUUGACUCAUGAAGACUCCAGAUUCAGAAAGAGCAGCCAAACUUCCUGAACAAAUGGAUCAAGUCUAGUUUCUGUUAGGUCAAAUAUGAAUCAUCAGAAACACUGGAUGUCAAAAGUGAAUGUUUGCACAUGAUUGCAGAAAUUAUUUAGUUUCCUCACAAUGAGGAAAUUAUUAGUCAGUCUUAGAGAAUCCAUAAUGUGUUUCAACAUCCUUAAAAUGGGAACAUAAUUGUGAUUUGGUGUAUAAUUAUUACAAAUUGUCUUAAGCAUAGUGAACGCAUUUUUGUCCUGUGAAAAGCAGAAAAGUACAGACUUCUUUGGAAACAUUCUUUGAUUGAUAUACUAUGGGGUGCCGAAUGUAAAAUAAAGCAUGUUGCAAAAAAAAAAAAAAAAAAAAAAAAAGGCCAGAUUUGCCCAAAUGUCUCAUAAAAUGUCUAUAUUUUUUUAUUUUUUGCUAAAAUUCUAAUUUAAAUCAAAAGUAUAGAACUUGCUAAAUGUAAAUCUCAUUACUGAGCCACACAUUGAGGAAAUGCAAAUUAUUGACGCAAUGGAAGCGUCAAUUAAUUGGAUGUGAAUUUCCAAAGCAAAUGAGAUGUGUUUUUAUUUUCUUCUACAAUUUGCACUGAAACAGAAACUAUUAUAAAGGCUUUAGUUUUUAUUUAAAAAAAGUAUGUUGUCAUAAAUUAUUUCAUAUUUAUUGUAUUACUUAAUAGUCAUUAGCAUAUUUUAGAAUUUUCCUCAUUCUAAUGGGAAUUUGAUAUCUUCUGCUGUAGUGUGUCAGGAGGAGAUAUUAAUUUUACAUUUCCCAACGUUUGUUUUGUAACUACAAUAGAAUGUGUUCUGCAACAGAUGGUAUGACCCCCACAGAGCACGAAUCUCAACAUCGUUCAGUCAGUGUGGGACUACAUGAAGAGACAGAUGCCUAAAUACACAGAACUGUGGCAAGUUUUCCAAGAAGCUUGGAAUAACCUACCUGCCAAUGACCUUUAAAAAUUGUGCAAGUAUCUCCAGGAAAAUUGGUGCUGUUAUAAAGGCAUAAGGUGGUCACACCAAAUAUUGACUUUUUUUUUUAUAAUGCUUCCUGAAUAAAAUUAUAAAUAAAAAUAAU
This is a messenger RNA of Myxocyprinus asiaticus (Chinese sucker), 5930 nucleotides long. RefSeq names its product interphotoreceptor matrix proteoglycan 1. The coding region runs from base 192 to 4742 and encodes 1516 amino acids. NCBI's taxonomy places the organism in Eukaryota, Metazoa, Chordata, Actinopteri, Cypriniformes, Catostomidae. The record is from RefSeq and is a predicted model, not a curated record. Gene Ontology annotation, biological process: visual perception. The transcript has 18 exons.